CGUUGCGUGCGGUGCCUCUUACGGAUGAAUUUUUUGUGUGGUGCUGUUUAAAUAAUAUCUUGCAUUAACUAUAAAUUAUAAAAAAUGAUUAAAAACCAAGCCAAUUGUGUUUAAUACAACCUGCUUUAUAUAAGCGUUGGCAAAAACAUAAAAUUUUUAUUGAAAAAAUUGCACAAUAACUCCAUGUUAUAAGACAAACAAUCAUUGAGCGCUACACUGUGUGUUUGCUGGGCGAUAUUAUCUGAAGUGGUUUUUGCAAAACGAAAAUAUAUCGUCACGAAAGUUAUUAUUGUUGCCCACAAACUGUACGACAAGCGCAUAUGUAACGGUGUCGGCGCCGUUCACCAUGUUUUUUGGUCGUUUUACUACCAUUUAGUGAAUGUAGGCAAUGAAAAACAAAUUUAUUGAACACAUUUUUAUGCAAUUUCGAUUUGAUUGUCAGCAAAAUCGCACAAACAUUCAUUGCUCGCGGUGCCAAAAAUUCGUGUCUAUAUGAAAGGAAUGUGAAAAAAUAAAAAAGGAAAAAGAAAGUGUCGCCAAAAACCCCAAAAAACACUAAAAAGGAUUUACAAUCACCGACAUUAAAAUUGACGUUUGAGCAAAACGAUUGACGUUAGCGAAUUUAUUGUGCGAACUCUUCGACUUCGCUUACCGACGGCAAAAGUGGAAUUUCUUAUUGGAAACCCAAACUCAAAUAAAAUUUGUUAUGAGCGCGCUAUGAAAACAUAAUUUUCAGCUUCGUAAACUACAAACAAAAUAGUGUAAUUUACUGAAGAAAGCUAGAUAAAAAGGUUCCAGCAAAAAUUAAAAAAAAAAAUUCAUUAAAAAUUAAAGAGAAAAAGCCAUAAAAUAAUAAUAUUAAAAAAGUUAUGUUUCUCCAAAAGCGCUAUAAGUGAGCUUGAAUCUCAUAAGAGACCGUUGAGACCAAAACAAUAAUUUGAAGCACACACCAAUAUUAUGUGUUAGAGCUUUUAUCAAAGGAAAUGUACACCUGUCUUGCAUGAAAGCUCCACCGUAAAACAAAACUGUAAACGUUCUAAAAAUUUUUGUGAGUGAAAGCUCACGAACGAAUACCUGUCGCGCAUAAAAGCUCCACAGUAAAAAUAAAGUGAAAUCGUUUACAUAAAUUUUCUGAGUGGAAGCUCACGAACGAACACCUGUCGCGUAUGCAAGCUCCACAGUAAAAAACAAAAUUUAAACAAAUUUAAUAAUUGAAAGCUUUGAAAGACAAGUGCUACCAAGCAUUAUGGCGACAGACACAAAGUAAACAUAAAAAUACCGUUGAGUGUGCCAACUUUCAUACAAGUGCUGAUAGAACUUUCAGUCAAGUGCUAUUAGUGCUUUCAUCUAAUGAAGCUUUAAGCUUAGAAGCAAAUUUAGCAAUUUGAAAAACUGAAAACAUGCACGACAAUUACAAAAUCGCAACACAAAUGCAUGCAAAGUCGACUAAACGAACUUGCCAAAACGAUAGCGCAUGCCGUAACACGCAUUUAUAUGCAACGCCGCAGACGAAAGCUGCGCUCGACAUUAAUAUACCACACGAUUCAAUCAAUACAAUCACGGCAACGCUCAGUGAUUUAAGCGAAAUGACACACUAUCGUUAUGGCGGUGCUGAUGCCUUAGCGUCCACCUUAUCACUGCUGCCGCUCGGACGACGUCGUUGGUUUCAGCGCCAAACUUGCUUACUUUGCAUUUUGGCGGCAUUCAUUUGUGGGCUAUUCCUCGGCAUAUUCGUGCCUAUGGUGGAUUUGAGUAAUGUAUUCUCAAAGUUAUCAACGGAGCCCGCGCCGCCUGCAGCUAUAGUGGGCCAACACGUAACGCUCGGCUUAACUGCUUCGGGUUGGGAAGCGCUGCCUUAUGAUAAAGUCAAAUUAGCAACACCCUUUAAUCGCACAACAGCGGCAACGCACAGAACCAACCUCAAGGAGGUGCCGCACAGCCCCUUUAACGUCGCCUUCAUUAGCGAACACGAAGGCCGGAUUGGCGCGGAGGAAAUUUUGAGCGACGGCGCGCAUCAUGCUGACGAUAGACGCGAUGCGCGUGUACAGCGCACGGCGGAUGCACCUCUAGCGCGACCGACAGCGGAGCGUACUUCGAAAAUGCUGCACGAUUUCAGCGCGCCAACUUGGUCGGAGCAACAAACUUUAGAAAACAACAACAUCAUGCCGAAGAAUAUACUACAACGACCGAGUGCACAGAAGAAACACCAGUCGGCAACACCGACUGCACCAGGGAUCAUCAAAUCCAACAUAUACUGGGGUGAGCUGGUAGAGCGCGCGCUGCCACAAGGUUUCAGCGCACAAGACACACGCGAUUGGAAUGCCUAUGUUACGUCCGAAACGGCGGUGCAACGACUAGAGUUGGGCUGCGGACGCAUGCAAAAUCGGCUGCUCACCUUCCGUGAUGGUACACGCGCCUGUGCGCGCUAUCGUCAAAACACCGACCAAAUACAAGGUGAACUUUUCUCCUUCUACUUGGGACGAUUAUUGAAUAUGACAAAUCUCGCACCCAGCGCCGUACUCACGGUGAAUGUGGAAUCGGACAAAUGGACCAACGUUGUGCAUGACAUAAUGCAAGCGCAAUGGAAACAGCAACGCCCAGUGGUGUUGACGCGUUGGCUGCCAAAUCUCGAACCAGCCGGCAUACCACAACCUUUCCAACCGAUCGAUCGUCAUCUCAAUAAGCAAGAUGUUUGGAAUAUAACAUUAGCGUUCACGACCACGACGGCUGACAAAGGCAGCUCUGUUAGCGUGGAAGCUGCCGAAAAUGCUUCCAUCAACAUAUCCAUUACGCCAAACUCGUUGGCGCUUGAGCGCCUGGUUGAACUCGCUCAAUGGUCGGACUUGAUAGUGUUCGAUUAUUUGAUUGCGAAUCUGGAUCGUGUCGUCAACAAUCUCUACAACUUCCAAUGGAACGCUGAAAUUAUGGCCGCACCGGCGCAUAAUCUAGCACGUCAGUCCAACUCGCAGUUACUGAUCUUCCUCGACAACGAAUCCGGCUUGCUACAUGGUUAUCGCUUGCUCAAGAAAUACGAGGCUUACCAUGGCCUCUUGCUGAAUAACUUGUGCGUCUUUCGUGAGCCCACCAUACGCGCUUUGCGGCAGCUGCGCGAUGCUGGCGCGGGUCGUAAACUUCGCGAGGUUUUCGAACAAACGGCGAGCGCCGAGGUACGCGAUGUGCUGCCGACGUUGCCGGAUAAAUCAAUAAAAAUACUAAACGAUCGCAUUGAUCGGGUGCUAGGACAGGUGGAUAAGUGCAAGCAAAUGAUCAGUAACAGCUAGUAACUUAUCUGCGAUGGCGUUGAAGACUUUGUGAAAGCCCAAGAGAAACGCUUGCGGUGCUCAAUGUAAAAAUGUAUUCUAAAUUAGUUAGGGCUAGAAAUUCUAAUAUUUAUAUUGAUAGUUAGUUGUAUGUGUAAUUGUAGGGCAUUAAGUAAUUGAGGCGCUCCGCACAAGUCACUGUAAAGUCAUAGCUUUAAGCUCAUAAAUGUGUAUUAGUGUAACUGUAAUGUCUUGGAACCUGUAAGUCCUUACCAAAAGCAUCACAAAUCUGAUAUGUUUGUAUGUAAAUCUGACUGAUACAAGUUAAAUUAUUUAUACGUAUGUACAUGGUUAUGCAUCUUUCCCUCCAUCUAGUUGUGGUGAAAUUACUUUAGAUAUAUACUUGAAAAUCUAUCUCUUGAUUUUUUUCUACAAAAUGUUGGGUUCUAAAAGUUGUAAGUUUUUUUUUUUUCUUUGAAAAACUUUGCAACUAAACUAAGAGGCUUGUGAUAUGCCUGAAGUUCGUAUUUUCUUCAAAAGAGAUAUAUAAUGCUUAAAUAUCAUAUAUGAGCUUAGCUUAAUCCGGUUGUCCAAUAAGCUACGCAUAGUUUCGGCCCUUUGCGAUGCCAGAUGGAGUUCAGUUACUAGGUCCAUGAGGAGUAGUAGUCGUCCCUUAGGAUACUUGCGCUUGACGCGAAUUUUAGCAGACUCAGUGGCUUCACUGUCGAUACCUUCUCCAGUGUAUCAUACCUUCGGACACCAGAUGCUUACAGCCUAGUCUUGCCAAUGCGGGACAAGUGCACAAGAGAUGCUCCAUUAUUUCCCUGGUGCCAUGCGCUAGACAUUUCUUGCAGUCUUCUCGAUCUGCCAGCCCCGUACUGCGGGCGUUUGUCGCCACCAAACAUAUAUAUAUAUAUAUAUAUAUAUAUAUUAUAUAUAUUUCCUAUAUAAUAUGUAUCUUUAUUACAUGUUCUUAAACUCAAGCGCACCUAGCAAACUAGCUUCGGAUUGAUAUUUCCGAUUCCGAAAUAUUAAUAUUUCUUCGAAGAAAUGUCGAAACUUGUUGGAUAAAGUCAAUCUUCAGAGAAAGCUGUGCUAUUUUUGAUAUAGAAAGAAUGUUCUUAAAACUACUGAAGUCUUUUUAAAACUUCUAUCUACUAGAUUUACUAGAGAAAAUCUAAUUAUAUAUCACUUAUUGGUGCUAAAAAGUCAGUACAAUUCUGCUAAAAAAUUUCAAAACAAUAAUUAUUGUUGUUAUUAUUAUAAGAACCAUGUUAUUAUACUCAUCACAUUGAAAAGAAUUUAUUUUUCAUAAAUUUAUAUAAGUCAAAAAUUUUAAAAUUAAAUUAAAAAAAUUGUGUCAUGAAAGUAAAUUCAUGUAAAGCUUCAGCUUCAGGAAUAGAAGUUAUCUCAAGUUAAGCUUCAGCUUGCUAUUUUACUACUCCAGCUAUCUAAAAAAAA
Bactrocera latifrons is the source of this 4721-nucleotide messenger RNA. RefSeq names its product extracellular serine/threonine protein kinase four-jointed (gene fj). The record is from RefSeq and is a predicted model, not a curated record. The transcript has a single exon. Gene Ontology annotation, biological process: cell-cell signaling. The coding region runs from base 1401 to 3281 and encodes 626 amino acids. Lineage: Eukaryota; Metazoa; Arthropoda; Insecta; Diptera; Tephritidae.